This is a messenger RNA of Phlebotomus argentipes, 1161 nucleotides long. RefSeq names its product odorant receptor 67d-like. Gene Ontology annotation, cellular component: plasma membrane. Lineage: Eukaryota; Metazoa; Arthropoda; Insecta; Diptera; Psychodidae. Bases 1 to 1161 code for a protein of 386 amino acids. Gene Ontology annotation, biological process: sensory perception of smell; detection of chemical stimulus involved in sensory perception of smell. The transcript has 4 exons. The record is from RefSeq and is a predicted model, not a curated record. Gene Ontology annotation, molecular function: odorant binding; olfactory receptor activity.
AUGGAGGUGUUCAGGAGCGUGCUCACCGUGGCCGACAGUCGCAGAUCCCUGGUGGCGCUAUGCCGGAUCAUCGACCUGGAUCCGCUCAUCACAGACAGGAAGCGCACCAUCCUCUUCUGGGCGUGCUUUAUCUACCCGUUCUUCUUCCACGCCUUCAGCCUCUACACCCUCUACUACUACCGCAACGACAUGUUGCCCUUCCUCCAGUGCGUCUCCAUGUGGGGAGCAGCUGGUCAGUGCAGCUUCAAAACCAUCAAUGCCUACAUUCACCGGAAGCGCAUCAGGGAGAUGUUCGACCAGGUCACGUGCAAACAGUCGGCCAGCGAGCAGGAUGAGCGCGUGAAUGCGCACUACCUCAAGUGGGCACGGCGCCUCAGUGUCAUUCUGAAAAUGCUAACGUCCACGCUCCUGUCCAACUUCGUGUUCUUCAACCUGUACCUGCUGCGCGGCAUCGUGGUGAAUGACCGGAAGUUCAUCUUCGUGCUCAACAUCCCGGGCCUGAAUGCCGAUCCCAAUGCCGGUUUUCCGGACUACGAGCUGCAAUUGACCUUCCAGCUCGUGGCGCUGUGGAUUGGGGUGUGGGAGGUGGUGGCUCUGGAUGGGCUCUUUGCCUACUUUGCUUUGAAUGGCGCCUCGCAGGCGGACUCCCUCAUUGUCACCAUCAACAGGAUGUCCCAGGCCGUGGAGGAGGAGCGCGCUGCCGGCGACGAGACGAGCAGGGAGAUAAAGCGCAUCAUCCAGCAGCACGGACAGUACUUGGACUACAUCAAUCGCCUGGACGAGAUGUUCAACGGCAUGUUCCUCAUGCAAUUCGGCAGCUUCGCCUUCAGUGGCUCUGUUGCUCUCUACGUGGCCCGAAUUAGCGACUGGUUUGCAAUUUACGGCAUUAUUGCCACAUCAUACUUCCAGCUCUUCUUCUACAACUCUCUCGGCUCGGUCAUUGAGACAAAGAACCAUGAGAUUGCUGAGGAGUUCUACAACUGCAAAUGGUUCAUGAUGAGCAUCAAGGACAGGAAGAUGAUUAUGCUGAUGCUGCAGCGCGCGAGAACAGUGCCAACCUUGUCUGUGGGCCACUUGGCGCCUCUGAAUCUCGAGACCGGCAUGUCCAUCUACAAGACGCUCUACUCGUAUUUCCUCCUCCUCAAGGACGCCUUCAAUUGA